UCACGAUCACUGCUAUCAGCAGCAUCAGCAGCGCCCCCCAAUCUCCUUCACUCUCACUAUCAGCGUGGCCGUUGGUUUGGAUGUAGCACCGCAAACAUGGCUCCCGUUCGCGACCCCAACACCCUGUCCAACUAUGAUGCUUGGAGGACUCGUCACACCACGGCCAACCUCAAGAUCGACUUCACAGCCAAGUGUCUACGCGGCUCCGUUAUCCUCGAGCUCGAGUCUCAGACGGAUAAGGCCAGCAAGGAGAUCGUUCUUGACUCCAGCUAUGUUACCGUGAACUCCGUCAAGCUCAACUCGGCCUCCUCGUUAUGGGAGACCAAGGCCCGCACCGAACCCAACGGCUCCCCCGUCCACAUCGCCGUCCCCGAGGGUGCCGCCAAGGGCGAGGUCGUCAAGAUUGAGAUUGAGCUUGCCACCACGGACAAGUGCACUGCCCUGCAGUGGCUCACUCCGGCUCAGACCAGCAACAAGGCGGCCCCCUUCAUGUUCAGCCAGUGCCAGGCCAUCCACGCCCGCUCGCUCUUUCCCUGCCAGGACACUCCAGACGUCAAAAGCACCUACGACUUCAACAUCACCAGUCCCUACGUUGUUGUAGCCAGUGGUGUGCCCGUGCCUGAUGAGACCAAGGAUUUGGGCGAGGAGAAGCUGUACAAGUUCCAGCAAAAGGUGCCCAUCCCGUCCUAUCUGUUCGCCCUCUCGUCUGGAGAGAUUGCCAGCGCCCCUGUCGGCAAGCGCUCUUGUGUUUGCACCGGCCCCAACGAGCUGAAGGCGUCUCAAUGGGAGCUGGAGGGUGAUAUGGACAAGUUCCUGGAGGCUGCAGAGAAGAUUGUGUUUCCCUACAGGUGGGGCGAGUACAAUGUUCUCGUCCUGCCCCCUAGCUUCCCUUAUGGAGGCAUGGAGAACCCCAUCUUCACCUUUGCUACCCCUACCAUCAUCAGUGGCGACAAGCAAAACAUUGACGUUAUUGCCCACGAGCUCGCGCACAGCUGGAGUGGAAACCUAGUUACCAGUUGCAGCUGGGAGCACUUCUGGUUGAAUGAAGGAUGGACCAUGUAUCUCGAGCGCCGUAUUCUUGCCUCCAUUCACGGCGGCGAUGCCCACUUUGACUUUUCGGCCAUCAGGGGCUGGAAGGCGCUUGAGGAGGCCAUCAAGGAGUACGGAGAGGAUCACGAGUUUACAAAGCUCUGCAUCAGCCACAAGGGUAUCGACCCCGAUGAUGCCUUCAGCACGGUUCCCUACGAGAAGGGUUUCCACUUCGUCUGGAGUCUCGACCGUCUCGUUGGAAGAGAGAACUUUGACAAGUUCAUCCCAUACUAUUUUGGCAAGUGGUCCAACAAGUCGCUUGACUCGUACGAGUUCAAGGACACCUUCCUCGAGUUCUUCAGCGCCCCCGAGUACUCUGAUCUCAAGGACAAGAUUGCUUCGAUCGAUUGGGAGGGUCGCUUCCACAGCACCGGCCUUCCCCGCAAGCCCGAGUUUGACACCUCCCUUGCGGACGUGUGCUACGAGCUGGCUGAAAAGUGGAAGAGCAAAGACUUCACGCCUAGCCCGUCUGAUGUGUCGUCGUGGACUGGUAACCAGGUGUUGGUCUUCCUUAACGCCGUGCAGGACUUUGAGGAGCCGUUGACGGUUGAGCAAUCGCAAGCGCUUGGCAAGGCCUACGGCCUCUCUGAAUCCAAGAACGCCGAGCUUAAGGCCGCCUACUACCACAUUGCGAUGCGCUCCAAGGACGCCAGCGCCUACCAGGGCGUCGCUGACCUUUUGGGAGAGGUUGGUCGGAUGAAGUUCGUCCGCCCUCUCUUCCGUGGUCUCAACAAGGUCGAUCGGGAGCUUGCGCUCAAGACCUUUGAGAAGAACCGCGAGUUCUACCACCCUAUUUGCAGGCAGAUGGUUGAGAAGGACUUGGGCGUUUCUGAGGCUGCCAACUCGUCUUAGACGGUUAUCAUGGGAGGAAGUAAGUGACCACUGGGUAGCUCAGGGUAUGCCAACCUGAGCUGUUAGUGUUUAGGAUAAAUCCAAAUUGGUUUAUGAUUGAUGUGACA
This is a messenger RNA of Neurospora tetrasperma FGSC 2508, 2048 nucleotides long. Its product is annotated as Leukotriene A-4 hydrolase. Lineage: Eukaryota; Fungi; Ascomycota; Sordariomycetes; Sordariales; Sordariaceae. Gene Ontology annotation, cellular component: cytosol. Bases 97 to 1941 code for a protein of 614 amino acids. Gene Ontology annotation, biological process: proteolysis. The transcript is spliced from 5 exons. Gene Ontology annotation, molecular function: metallopeptidase activity; aminopeptidase activity; epoxide hydrolase activity. The record is from RefSeq and is a predicted model, not a curated record.